CAUCAAAGAACCAUUUUCUUCCGCUUUGAUGUUUAUUUAUUUUGGUUGUCAGCUUAUAUCAGCUGGGGUUUGUAUGAACCUUGGCCUACCGAGUGAUCUUUUCGCUGGCUGCUGGCUCUUCUCUGCCGGAAUUCUCCUUACCCCCUGUCGCAAUUCUUCGCCACUGAAUGUCAGUCACUCUGGCGGAGAUCGCGACAUUGUCGCACGUCAGCCGUCGCUCAGAUUUCAGAUUUCGUUGGCUUUUUUAUCUCCAUUCACGAAAUACUAAUACGGGGGACAUUAUCUCCCGGCGAUCUUGUCGCAUCAACAACACCAUAACCAACGUAGAGCCCAAGAUCUGGCACCAACACAGACACCGCAACCAAUUUAAGUUAGAAUCAGCAUCAUCAUAAUGAUGAUCUUUUCGGGGCGGGUGUGAGUGUGGGCGGAGAUAUAGCUGAGAUCUCGAGAUAUAUCUCAGGGGGUUGAUAAGAGAUUUUCAUUUUUCCUCAGCUCAGUCACAAAGCGAACGGCGACUGGGAAAGUUCAAGCGAUAAAAAAAUAAUCAAACGGAUAAUCACAGGAAUACUAGAUUGGACAAAAAAAAAUAUAUAAAAAAAGUACAAGUGGAUGAAGUGGAGGAAAACCUUGAAAACUGCAUUAAAAAGAUAAAAAUAAAUAUUAAAGUAUUCGAAAGUAAACUAUGUGCCAUACAACGAUAUACAAAGGAAUAUACGAAGAAAUAUAUUACAAGCAGCAGCAAGAACUUGCUUAGUUCGUCUUGAUGAUCACAAAUUUCAAUUGAAUUUAAUCAAAAUCACACAAAACGAGAGAAAUCAUAAAAAGCUAACUAAGCGGGAGAUUUAAUUUUGAGUGUCUCAUCAUGUAUUAGUGUGGGUGGUUUUGUUUGUGCAUCUGUGUUCCAGUGGGAGGUGUGAGUGAGAGUGUGUGUUUUGACCGAGAAACCUUAGAUCGUUGGCCGUUGGCCGCUUUUCAUUGAAACGAACUUCAAAACUGUCAACAAAAAGCGGUUAAAAUGGGCAAAAUGGUCAACGAGGAAAUGGCCACCGAGCCAAUAAGAACCGAAAAGGUCGAACUAUCGCGUUUCGGGGAGUUCUGCCAGCGCCAUGGAAUUAAUCCCAACCUGAUUAUGCUGAAAAUAACACUUUUCGUUAUGUAUGGCGCGACUUCCUCCCUUCUGCCCUACCUGACAAUUCACAUGCAGUCGAUUGGCCUCACGGUGGAGGAGAUUGCAAUUAUCUACCUGGCCCUGCCCUUCACCACAUUUCUUAGCCCGCCCAUAACAGGUUUCCUCGUUGACAAAUUUGGCAAAUACAAACCGGUCGUUGUGAUGAGUCUGCUGCUGAAUGCGAUUUUCCAUCACUCGCUGCUCUUUAUACCGCAGCAGGAGAUUCCGGGCGUGGUGCCCUCGGCGUUCGUAUUGAGACAUCCAGAUAGUGGCGAUAUUGAGGUUUGGUGGUCGCCAUGCCCCAGCAGAGAAUGUCCCGAGGAGCCAGAGCUGGAAUUGGCCGUGCACCAGUGCGUCGACUAUUGUUUGUUGCAGGAGCAAGUUAAUCCGCAGCUUUACACGAGUACUCCCCCGUACGCCGCCCCACCAACGACCACCACACCAAGGUCCCCGUCCACUACAACCACCACAAUAGCAACCACAACGAGUGGUGCAGUGUUGGGCAUCGAAUCGAGUACAUCACAACCCCCGGCCACAUCGACCACCACAUCGCCGGCGUCAUCAUUGCCAGCAUUAUUCGCAACGCAAACGAGGAGCAGAUACCAAGAAGUACUUAAUAUGUCAUCGACCAUGUUCCCGCCAAUGUCCCAGCUAAAGGAACAGCCCCUGGACAAGGACACGGACCAGGAUCCAGGGCCGGGGCAACCAUCAUCAGCCGAGCUGUCAGCCAUGUCCAUGCAGGGAUUGAAUUUUACCACAGAUGCCACCAAGAAACAGAAUGAGAGCAGCAGUUGGGUGCAUUCCGACAAUGAUGAUGCCACAUACUUCAUGUUGCAAAUGCAUCCCGAUCUGGCCGAUCCCACCGAGCAACUGGGCAUGGAAAUCGAACAGGAUGCCAACGAGACAGUCACGGAUAUCCUUCAGCGAUUCGGUCGGGAAAACUUGGUCAAGGGCUUUAUAAACCUCACUGAUAUGGAUGACCUUGAUCUCAGAUGCGGCGGCUUGGUCAGGAGGACGAAUAUAUCCAAUGCCGGAUCGGGGGCAUUCAAAUGCAUGAUGCAGAGAUGCACUUUCACCAUGAAUGCUCCUGAAAUCUGUCCACCGGACUAUAAGGAAACAGAUGAGAUUAUUUUCUGGGUUUAUUUCCUGUUGAGAUUUUUGGCCACCACCAUGUUGUCGGCUGGUGUCACCAUCAUGGAUCCCAUUGCCCUGACUAUGAUUGAAAAGUUUGGCGGCGAUUUCGGUCGUGAACGUUUAUUCUCCAGUAUCGGCAUGGCUAUAUUUUCCCCGAUAACUGGCAUUAUGAUAGAUUACUCUUCGCGAGGCCUGGGCUACACGGAUUACUCGGCUGCCUUCUAUACGUACGAUGUCCUGUUGGUGAUAUCCACCAUGUCGGUGCUAAUGAUGCCGCUGGGAGAAAAACUUCCAGCGGAUAAUGUCUUCAGAGAUCUGUGGAAUCUGCUCAAGAUGCCGCACGUCAUAGCUUUCAUUAUAUUUUUGUUUGUUCUCGGAAAUUUCUGGGGCUUCAUCGAGAGUUUUCUGUUUUUGUAUCUUAAGGAGUUGGGUGCUCCCAACUAUUUGUUGGGUAUUACCAUUACUGUGGGCACUGUCAGCAGCAUUCCAUUCUUAUAUGGAGCGGAGAAAAUCACACGCAUCUUUGGACACGUUAACUUGAUUAUCAUUGCGUUCUUCUCGCAUGCCGGCCGCCUGGUCGGCUACUCCUUCAUCGAGAAUGCCUGGUGGUGCUUUCCGUUCGAGGCCAUGGAGUCGUUAUCCUGCCAUCUUAUGUGGGUGGCGGCGGCAACUUACUGCUCGAUUCUGGCCCCAAAAAGUUUACUGGCCACUCUGAUUGGUGUCCUGGGCAUGGCUCAUUUCAGUUUGGGACGAGGUAGUGGCAGCUUCACUGGCGGCCUCCUCAUUGGUCAGUUUGGCACUCGAGAUGCUUUCCGGUACAUGGGACUCCUGGCCGUGGUCGGUGGCAUCGCCUACGGGCUCCUCCAUCUGAUUUGGCUCCGUAAAUUCGAUCAUACCACCGAGGAAUCCGAGGAGGAGGUGGAGGCUGUUGAAAAUGGUGAAACCGAGAAACUGACUGAACCCGCUACCAAGGAGCAGGGCACCUCCAUGUCCUUGGAGCGAUUGAGUUUGAUGAUUAAAUACAAUCAGAUUGGCAGUUUGUCAUCACUGCCACGGGGAUCGAGGGCCGACAUCCACGACCAUCUCUCAGUGCGCCGGAGCAGCUACAAUGUGGAGUCCCUGAGGGGAGUGCCCCGCCAUGGAAACAUUGGGAGUGCCUCGAAAGUGGAUAUCCUGCGCUCCGCAUUGGAGAUUAAUCACAAGUCCUCGAACAACUCGAUGCUGAGCAAGGCCGAUAAUAAGACGUCGAAUCAAUCAUUGGGCCGCAAUCGGGCCGACAGUGCCCCGAAAUUGAAUCACAGCAAUCUUAAGAAUAUUUCCCAGCCAGCCCUUGAGGGUGUGGUCCUGGAGGAAACGGACUUUGCUCCAGAAAAAAAAAUCAAGAACAAAAAAUAGAAAUAUUUAUGGGGAAUGAUCGCAAAAUGAAUGCCACGUAAUUCGAUGCUGUUGGCAACAUUUGUCAUUGUUGAUUUUGGCCAGAGACGACUUUAUAGUCGUUUAUAUGAAUUUGUUAGCUCGUCUAUCGAGGCCAAUAACUUCUUCAACAUAACGCACAAAAAGUGAACGCGAAAUUGCGCGUAAGUAAUGCCCAUUGUGAGCGUUUUCAAAGGACAGAGGCGUCGUUGGGCCACAGGAGGCGGUCUAAAAAUAUAUAUAAAGGAAGAAAAACUUGAAACCAAACAAAGGAAUGGAAACAAAAGCAGCGCAAAAUGAACUGAGCAGAAACAUUAUAAAAAGUCCUUCCCUUCUUAUUCUCUAUCGAUGCACUGUGGAAAAAUUGUUCAAACCAAAUUUCAUUUAAUAUACAUUUUUUUGUUUUU
Drosophila ananassae is the source of this 4122-nucleotide messenger RNA. RefSeq lists its product as uncharacterized. The transcript has 11 exons. Gene Ontology annotation, cellular component: membrane. NCBI's taxonomy places the organism in Eukaryota, Metazoa, Arthropoda, Insecta, Diptera, Drosophilidae. The record is from RefSeq and is a predicted model, not a curated record. The coding region runs from base 1016 to 3697 and encodes 893 amino acids.